Messenger RNA from Prosopis cineraria, 568 nucleotides. RefSeq lists its product as uncharacterized. The transcript is spliced from 2 exons. Gene Ontology annotation, cellular component: membrane. The record is from RefSeq and is a predicted model, not a curated record. NCBI's taxonomy places the organism in Eukaryota, Viridiplantae, Streptophyta, Magnoliopsida, Fabales, Fabaceae. The coding region runs from base 218 to 568 and encodes 116 amino acids.
CCUGCAUCAUUGCUGUCCCAUCACCAUGUGACUGAUCUAUUUCUGUGGUAGUUCCUCUCUCUCUCUAUCUAUAUGUCGGUAGAACCCUAGUAAGCACAAUGCUUAACAGAUUCUAACAGUAGCAGCUCCACAUGGUCUGUGCUGGUGUUUGUUUCUUGUGCUGAGAUUUGGGGUUGUACUCAGAAUCUAGAAUGGUGGUUUGGCCUAAGUGUUAGAGAUGACUGGAGAGUGUUCUUCUUGCCGGGAAUUCGUAAUGAAAGCAGCUUCCACUAAUGGGUCUUCGUUUUUCUUGCUCUUCUUCUUCUUCGCCGUAUUGGUUAGCUCGAUAUCAGCUUCGUCUCCAAUUGGGUCGUCGGGGCAUUCCAUAAAGUUCAUCCUAGGAGAAGAAAAUUUGGGUCCAUGGAAGAACGAAAUCGAGCAAGCGGCUCUUGCCCCAGGCCCUGAAACUGAUUCGCGUCACGGAACUCUUGUAUUGGCGGCAAACCGGACCAAAAGACCCGAUAUUCUAAGGCGUUUUCGACAGUACCGAGGUGGUUGGGACAUCACAAAUCAGCAUUAUUGGCCGUAA